Messenger RNA from Oppiella nova, 2000 nucleotides. Lineage: Eukaryota; Metazoa; Arthropoda; Arachnida; Sarcoptiformes; Oppiidae. The record is from the annotation of a GenBank genome assembly.
UCAAAAAUGGCGGAAACUAUUUGUGUCCAAAACUGUGUUUACAUUUGCGUGUAAAGCGUUUGUGGAUGCGUUGGAUCAGCUGUGGUGAUGGCCAACAACCGAUUCAUGUCCAACCUGUCCAACUCGGACACGAGUCUAUGGCUGCACAACAAACUGGGCACCAGUAAUGACUUGUGGUCAGACACCUCGAGUAUCAUUAGUCAACUGAAUGGCGACGUCUUGCGGAACAUCAGAGACUGUUUCGUUGACUUGCAAUCUCAGGUCAAACUCAAACUCCUCCUCUCAUUCCUCCACAUCUCCAGACGUAAUGUCGAACAGUGGAGGACAGAAUUGGAGGAAAUACUGGAAGUGGCGGUCGAGGACACCGACCAAUGGGUCUCAAUGUUGGCUGAAUUGCUGAAGAACUACCCGAACAACGGAACCAUUAAUUUCCAGUUAAACACGAAUUCCUCGUCUUUUAACGAUUUGGUCAUCGAAUUGAAGAAAUUGGUGAAAAAACACGGCGACAAAGGUAUCCUUCCUCUGGAGUGUCUUUACCUAAAUAAGAGCGCAUUGACCGCAACGGUCGGCCAAUUGGCGCAACCCAUCAAACACUUCGCACUCAAACGAAAGCCCAAAUCCGCGACUUUGAGGGCAGAGCUCUUACAGAAAUCCAACGACGCGGCCAACGGUCGGCGCAACUCUACCGGACCCUCAGUUGCCAUCCGAUGUCGCGGUCUUAACAACGACUCGACCCCACUGAAAGGCAUUCCCAGUCGGAACUCAUUUGGUUUGUCGCAAACGCCUGGCUUUAAGACGCCUUCAAACCCGGCCAACAAAAUGGGCGCAAAUCUGAACAACAGAUCGCGACUGAGUGUGGGAGGGGUUAAGAGGGACGGAGGCAUCAAACUGUUGGACAUUACGGAACAGCCGUUGGGAAGGGAUAGCAAACGGCGUAAGAAAGUGCAGAACGAGGACAACGACAACAAACACAAAGACGUGGAUAAGACGGAAGCCGAACCCAUUACACCCGACUAUGCGGCCGGACUCACAUCCGUACCUCCGAGUCCGGCGCCGCCCAGUUAUGCCCCGCCGGCCACUCCCUCACAGCAACCGACCGUUGUUUCCAAUGAGAGCUACUCUCAAAUGCAACCACAGAUGCAAACGACACAACCGACGGUCCAAAGCGCACCUCCAGUACAGCAGCGGUUCGUUGUUAACGAUAAUUAUGUCAAUCAAAACGCGGACAACAGUGCCGUCAAAGCCACUGUUAAACCAAUGAAAGCGGUCACUGCUGUGAACACACCGUUGCCUCCGAUGGUAGCGACGCCUCAAUUAGUACAACAGCUGCAGACAAACCCAACUCCAGUACAAGUGAUAACUCAGCCUCAGAGCCAACUUCAGGCACAACUUCAGGUACCGCCUCAACCACUGCAACAACUGCCACAACCGCCACAACAGCCGACACAACCUCAGCAGCCAUUCGUGAGAAGACAACUGCAGUUAUCUCGUGAGCAGAUGUUGGCCGCGCAGGAGAUGUUCACGAACUCCAACAAAGUGACCCGACCUGAGAAGGCACUCAUACUGGGCUUUAUGGCGGGCUCGCGGGAGAACCCCUGUCCGCAGUUGGGAAAUGUGGUGACCAUUAAGUUGAGCGAAAAGGAGGAGGACGUGCGACAGAGCGACCAAACCAUUGAGCGCAUGGUUGUCGAGACCCACUUCCAGAUGAACUACAAUACCGGCGAAUGGAAGAAAGUGCAGAAACUCCGCAAAUUGGACCAAAACGUGCAAAACGCUCACACCAUUCAUCCCUACCAAACGCUACAGCAAACCGUUUAAUGCAUUCAUUCAAUCAUUUCUCUGCAAUUGUUUUCAUAAAUUUUCUGUAAAAAUAUUGUAUAUUUCGCUCGAAAUGACUGAAAUGUCUGUAAAUAUGAUUUGUUUUAAGAUAUAUUUACUAAUGAAAAUACCUUUUAUUACGCGAAACAUAUUAAGUCUAUUAAAGAAAAGUUUUUUUGGAG